Paraglomus occultum is the source of this 264-nucleotide messenger RNA. The record is from the annotation of a GenBank genome assembly. Lineage: Eukaryota; Fungi; Glomeromycota; Glomeromycetes; Paraglomerales; Paraglomeraceae.
AUGUCUAAUCGUGAGAUUGAAGAUGAUGACGUACAAUACGAAACAGGCACCGAGCGAGCACUUAGAAAAAUGAAGGAGGAGCCACUGGUUCCCGCAGGAAUCUUUGUAACUACUUUCGCAAUUGUUGCGGCUGCAAUCAGCUUGCACAGAGGAAACUCUGCCAUGUUUCAAAAAAUGUUGAGACUACGUGUUGCUGCGCAAGGGUUUACUGUGGCUGUUCUUCUUGGUGGGGGCCUAUUGUAUCAAAAUAAACGAAAAACAUAA